Molecule: messenger RNA, 4468 nt
Organism: Dicentrarchus labrax (European seabass)
Lineage: Eukaryota; Metazoa; Chordata; Actinopteri; Moronidae
Product: coronin-1C-A
Exons: 11
Coding region: 84-3599 (1171 amino acids)
Biological process (GO): actin filament organization; cell migration
Molecular function (GO): actin filament binding
Source: RefSeq, a predicted model, not a curated record
UGAGCCCUAAGGAGACAAGACAAACUUUAAACAAAAAGCGAGGCUCUGAGAGCAAGGCUGUGGCCUAUACUGGGACUACAGCCAUGGAGGAGCAGGGAAAUGGGAAGAAGUCAGAACUUGGCCGAAACAAGUCGAGUCCUGGCGCCAAAACCAGGAGUCUAACAGCCUCAUGCGACCCCACUAACGAGGAAGACUUUGUGGUGCUCGAGGAGGAUGAGACUUGGAUGUCAUCAGAUGGGAAAAAUAACAUCCCUUUUGACAACAGGAUAAAAUCAGAUAAUCUUCAAUCAUCCAUUAAAAGAAGAGUUGAGGAAAACACUUCCGCUAGCUACAGCGACAAUAACCUUCUACAACCUUCCAGGAAUUCCCCUCAAGAAAAGCUUAUUGAGAAAACAAGCAGAAGAAAGUCUGACACACGUUCAAUCGCGAUUGACGGCGUGGAAGCAGACGCAAAGAGUUCACCCGCAGCCUGCUCUGAGAGUGUAAUGGGUCUACCUUUGGCUGAAGUGACAGGCAGCAGGUGUCAGCUAAAAGGAGUCAGUCGUGUUGGAGCUGCCCUCACUGAGACAACUGGGAGAGGAAAAGCAGACAGGGAGCAAAAUGUGGAUGAACACGACAUGGGGCAAGUUUCUACUGACAUUAAUAAGGAGCAUCUGUCAAAACAAAACAACAGGGGAUCGGGGAAAAGAUUAAGAAAGAGCACCGAAGACACGGUUGAUGAGCCGGGUGGGAAUUGGGAAUGCUUGGAAAAGGCAGAUUGUUCUUUAAGAGAAUUGGAAAAUCCCGAUAAGGAAAGCCACAAAUCAGGAUUUAGUGCAGAGAAGGCCCAAGUGGGAGCGGAUCAGUCCCAUCAGAGCAGGUUUGCUGGUGCUGUCUCUAAGAGGGCUAAAGCGGGUACUCGUAGUUUGUGCACCAAAAAAGAGGACAGCCAACUGUUCUGCAAAGCGGCCGACUCUCCAAAGCCUCCUAGCUCUGAAAUACUGCAUGACAAUCCCUCAUUUUCAUUGGAACAAUGCGAUUUAAUCCCUUGUCCUCCCCUGCUAGGGAAUGAAGGCAGUGACGGAGAGAUACAGGUUGCGAGCUUAAAGAGGGAGAGCGAGCUUGUGUGUUUCUCUGCUGUCAUCACCCCUCCACCUGUAACUCAUUGUUUGCCUAAGAGAGAUACAUCAAUGGCAACACAAUUCGAUACAAGUAUGGUCAAUUCACAGAUGGCGCCAGACACCAUGCCUGACUUGUGUGAUUCUAAAGACGAGUCUGCACCAAAAGAAAAGCCCAAAGUUAAAGGUCCACCUCCACCUGUCCCCAAAAAACCUAAAAACCCAUUCAUAAAGCUCAAAACUGCACAAUUAAUGUCUACCGAUGUGCAAAGGAGAGGCAAAGAUCAUCUGCGUUCUGAGGAGAGGGUCAAGAGGAGACAUACUUUUCAUUUUAACAAAGAUCCUCCAUGCAAUGCUCCAACUAAUCAGGACAUGUGCUUGCUGUGGGACGAAAGGGGCACUUACACAGUGCCAACUACCAAACGGCCGCUGUCAGUUGACCUCACCCCUUGGGAACAUCUUUCGCUUGGACACAUGGACGAUCGGUACGGAGAUAUGAUCGACUUUGACUACUGUGUGCGUAUGGCCAGACUGUCCCCAGAGGAAGAGCCGCAAAACCUGGACAUGUUGCAGAGGAGAGUAUUCCUGGAAAGGCGAUCGAGAUUUAAAAGCUCACCUCCUCAGGUUGCGAAAAAGCCCCAAAAUCCUUUUGCAUCCACGGAGACUCUUCACAUACCUGAGGUCACGUCGGACAAUGAAAUCCAAAGACCCAAUCCUGUUUGUUCAGGGAAAAGAGAAAUCUACCCUGAGCUCCAAUCUGAAAGAGUCAGCUCCCAGGUCAGCUAUGACAACCACGGUAACUAUGGUAACCGUAAAGAUAUAACUGAUUACAGUGGUGACAGGGAUGCAGGAAGUGGCGGUGAGGUGGGUUCGUACAAGCCUGUGGCGGAAAUUAUCAAAGAGACGAAUCAAAUGCAGAGACAUCAGGGUAGGGUCAAAUCUGAAGGGGCCAAAGCUCCGGUUCGGGUGGCAGAGCAGAGUCCGAGUGUGAAAGUGUCCCAGAUGAAGAAUGCCUUUGAUGUCCCAAAGAAAUCCAAAGACAGACCACAAGAAGUUCAACCACCUCCAAAGAAAGAUAUGUUGCGGCGAGUUGUGCGACAGAGCAAGUUCCGCCAUGUCUUUGGUCAGGCCGUGAGGAACGACCAGUGCUACGAUGACAUCCGCGUGUCCAGGGUCACAUGGGACAGCUCCUUCUGUGCCGUCAACCCCAAAUUUGUUGCCAUCAUCAUAGAUGCCAGCGGGGGAGGAGCCUUUCUUGUCCUUCCUCUACAAAAGACUGGGCGUAUAGACAAGGUCUACCCUACAGUAUGUGGUCACACGGGCCCAGUGUUGGACAUCGACUGGUGUCCUCAUAAUGACCAUGUCAUUGCUAGUGGCUCUGAGGACUGCACGGUCAUGGUGUGGCAGAUCCCCGAGAACGGGCUGGAGAAUCCCCUUUCAGAGCCUGUGGUUGUGUUAGAGGGCCACUCUAAGAGGGUCGGCAUCGUGUCCUGGCAUCCCACCGCUCGCAACGUUCUCCUCAGUGCAGGGUGCGACAACCAGAUCGUCAUUUGGAACGUGGCCACGGGAGAGGCCAUGAUCAACCUGGAGGACAUGCACCCCGAUGUUAUCUUUAGUGUCAGCUGGAGCCGCAAUGGCAGCCUACUCUGCACCGCCUGCAAGGACAAGAAGGUCCGCGUCAUCGACCCCCGUAAAAAAAAGAUUGUCGCGGAGAAGGACAAAGCUCACGAGGGAGCCCGACCAAUGAGAGCAAUCUUUUUAGCAGACGGAAACAUUUUCACCACUGGAUUUAGCCGCAUGAGUGAGCGCCAGCUAGCCCUGUGGAAAACUGAAAACAUGGAUGAGCCGAUAUGUGUUCAAGAAAUGGACUCGAGUAACGGAGUUCUGCUGCCCUUCUACGACCCCGACACCAGCGUAGUUUACCUGUGUGGAAAGGGUGACAGCAGCAUUCGGUACUUUGAGAUCACUGAUGAGGCGCCGUUUGUUCACUACCUCAACACCUUUUCCACCAAGGAGCCCCAGAGAGGCAUGGGAUACAUGCCCAAAAGAGGCCUGGAUGUCAACAAAUGUGAAAUCGCAAGGUUUUACAAAUUACAUGAGAGAAAGUGUGAGCCAAUCAUCAUGACAGUCCCACGUAAGUCGGAUCUGUUCCAGGACGACCUGUAUCCCGACACUGCCGGCCCCGAUCCCGCCCUGGAGGCAGAGGAGUGGUUCGCAGGGAAGAACGGAGGCCCAAUCCUGAUCGCACUCAAAGAUGGCUACGUCUCCACAAAGACCCGGGAUCUGAAAGUGGUUAAGACGAACGUCCUGGAAACCAAGCCAGCCACAAAAGCAGAACACAUCUCAACUGUCCAGAAGCAUGUUUCUCCACAACCCUCAGUGAAAAUGGAAGAUAAACUGGAAGAGGUACUCCGAGAGUUCAAGUCACUCAGGGACCGUGUCAUCCUCCAAGAUCGUCGAAUCGCCAGACUGGAAGAGCAGGUUGCCAAGGUGGCCAUGUAAAGACGCGGGCCCCUUCCCAGGACCGCUCGUUGAUUCGGAGAGAAUCGAAUGGACGGAGUCCGCCACCGGCCAAAUUCUCAAAAGAUUCGGCUUCAUUGAGCUUGACGUCGUCCCCCGCGAUGAGACCAAGCCUACAUUCCAAGAUUAACAUUAUUUUUUUUUCCUCAUCAAGUCUCACACUUUGCCCUGACUCACACACAGAGAAAAGGAAGAACUCUCGCAGCUCAUGUACACAUUUGAAGAAAAGACAUUUUUGUUGAAGGAAAAGUCUUAAUUUUUUUUUUUUUUUUUUUUUUUUUUUUUUUUUUUUCAAAUUUGUGGUAAAACAUUCUCAUGUGAAGUUUGUACUUACUACUCAGAAAACUGUAUGUAGCAUCAGUAUUUCCAUUGUUACUUUUUUGUGUUGCCAAAUAUGAAUCGUGUGUGGUUUCAUGCACUGCUUUUACAUAUAUUUUCCCUCCUGUUGUACAUUCCAGUCACAACCUGGUAGAUUGAUUUAGUCAAGCUGGAUUUUUUAAAAUAAUCAAUAGCUGUUGAACCCUUUUUCCUCCCACCAGUUUGCUCAUUGAUAACCAUCAGAUUUAUGAAUGUGGAAGAAUUCCUGGAUUCUUCUUUUUGUUCCUGUUCUUCUGGGCUUGAAAUUUAACGUUUGGUUUUAUUGGGGAGGGGUGGGUGGGGUGGGGUUGCAUCUCUCUGGUGUAAAUGUUGUGCAAAUGUAGUGGUGCCUCUUGUCACUGUUAAGGGUCAAACUUAAGUCACCCUCUCCAGUGCAUAUUUGGUGUUGGGAAGGGACCACUCACCUAGCUUGUGUUUCACCGAACCCCAGACAAACAGUUCUGUGCACAUAAUAAAGAUUUUACACAUGAAAA